Ailuropoda melanoleuca (giant panda) is the source of this 1077-nucleotide messenger RNA. RefSeq names its product olfactory receptor 7A17-like. NCBI's taxonomy places the organism in Eukaryota, Metazoa, Chordata, Mammalia, Carnivora, Ursidae. Gene Ontology annotation, cellular component: membrane. The coding region runs from base 1 to 1077 and encodes 358 amino acids. The transcript is spliced from 2 exons. The record is from RefSeq and is a predicted model, not a curated record. Gene Ontology annotation, biological process: G protein-coupled receptor signaling pathway. Gene Ontology annotation, molecular function: olfactory receptor activity; G protein-coupled receptor activity.
AUGGAACCAGGUAAUGAUACACAAGUUUCAGAGUUUGUUCUUCUGGGAUUAUCAGAGGAAACAGAGGUGUACCCCCUCUUAUUUGGGCUUUUCCUCUCCAUGUACCUGAUCACUGUGUUUGGAAACCUGCUCCUCAUCCUGGCCGUCAGCUCUGACUCCCACCUCCACACCCCCAUGUACUUCUUCCUGGCCAACCUGUCCUUUAUAGACAUCUGUUUCACCUCCACCACCGUCCCCAAGAUGCUGUGGAACAUCCAGGUUCAGGGCAAAACCAUAACAUACACAGGCUGUAUCAGCCAGAUUUUCUUUUUCAGUGUGUUUGGAUUAGUGGAGAAUUUACUCCUGACGGUGAUGGCUUAUGACCGCUUCGUGGCCAUCUGUCACCCCCUGCACUACACAGUCAUCAUGAACUGCCAACUGUGUGGACUGCUGGUUCUGGUGUCCUGGGUCAUCAGUGUUCUGAAUUCCUUAUUACAGAGCUUAAUGCUGUUGCGGCUGUCCUUCUGCACAGGCAUGGAAAUCCCCCACUUUUUCUGUGAACUCAAUCAGGUGGUUGGCCAUGCCUGUUCUGACGCCUUUGUUAAUGACAUGGUGAUGUAUUUUGGAAUUGUGGUGCUGGGUUGUCCUCCCAUGGCUGGGGUCCUUUACUCUUACUCCAAGAUUGUUUCCUCCAUAUGUGGAAUAUCGUCAGCUCAGGGCAAGUACAAAUCAUUUUCCACCUGUGCAUCUCACCUCUCAGUUGUCUCCUUAUUUUAUUGUACAGUCCUAGGAGUGUACCUUAGCUCUGCUGAUACCCAGAGCUCCCACGCAAGUGCAGUGGCCUCGGUGAUGUACACGGUGGUCACGCCCAUGCUGAACCCCUUCAUCUACAGCCUGAGGAACAAAGACAUAAAGAGGGCUCUGAAAAGAAUCGUUGAAAUCUCUUCUACCUGUGUGAUCAGAGGACACUUCACAGGAGAGCUGAUGUCCUGCUGGUCGUGUGGUUCAGAAUCACCAGUUCUUCUGCACAAACAUGCAUGUCCUUCAAACUCUCCCAGUGACUCAGAAGGGAGCCCACAUCCAGUCACUUGUUCAUAA